This is a messenger RNA of Patiria miniata (bat star), 960 nucleotides long. RefSeq lists its product as uncharacterized. NCBI's taxonomy places the organism in Eukaryota, Metazoa, Echinodermata, Asteroidea, Valvatida, Asterinidae. The record is from RefSeq and is a predicted model, not a curated record. The transcript has a single exon. The coding region runs from base 1 to 960 and encodes 319 amino acids.
AUGACGAUACCCAGACUGGAGCUUUCUGCAGCAGUAGUAGCUGUAAAGAUGGAGCAGAUGCUACGAAGGGAGCUGAAACUGAACGUCUGCGGGUCCACGUUCUGGACUGACAGCAUGCUUGUGCUGCAGUACAUCAAGAACACAUCAAAGCGCUUACACACGUUUGCAGCCAACAGGGUGGCUGUCAUACAUGAUGGUUCAUCUGUUGACCAGUGGCGAUAUGUAAAUACGGAUCGAAAUCCUGCUGAUGACGCAUCGAGAGGUCUGGACGCGCACAACAUGAUCUCCAAAGACAGGUGGAGAAAGGGACCAGAAUUCCUCUGGCAGGAUGAGAAGAGUUGGCCAGCAACUCCUCAAACUCCAAAUCUUCUCGAGACGGAUCGGGAAGUGAAGAAAGUAGCAGUGUCACGAGCUACGGGAGGCGCAGUGACAGCUGAUCCUGUGGCAAGACUUAUCAGCAAGUAUUUCAGUUGGAACCAUCUAAAGAAGGCUGUGGCGUGGGUCCUGCGUUGCAAGAAGUGGUUGAUUGAACGCAGAUCUCGAUCCAUAUGGAGUGGAAAUCGACUGACCGCAGCAGAGAUGGAUGAUGCAGAACUUGCUGUAAUAAGAUACGUGCAAAGAAUCAACUACGAGCAGGAGAUCCGAGACUUAGAGAAGGGGAGACGUUCAGUCCAAAGGCAAAUUUCCAUCUACAGUCUUGAGCCAAUUAUCGAUGACAACGGUGUUCUGAGACUAGGUGGUAGGCUCAGACAAGCGCCCGUAGAGGAGAGUCGAAAGUUCCCUUCGAUUCUACCUAAGCAUCAUCAUGUGUCAACCCUGAUUGUUCGUCAUGCACAUGAUACCCUGUUGGGUCAUUCAGGCAAGGAACAUGUACUCUCUGUGGUGAGACAGCAGUAUUGGAUUCCGAAGGCCCGGUCACUGAUCAAGAAUAUCUUGAAGGCAUGUGUUGUCUGCAAGUGA